CUGGACCCAGAGCCAGGGUGGUGAGAACGCUUCAGAAGGAGGAAACAUUCCUAACUUACAAGGGAAGGGAAGUAGAGGAGAGCCAGGCACAGACAGACAGACAGACAGAGGUAAAGAUGGAUGCAUCGGUUGGGCCCAGCAACUUCUAGCAGGCAGGCUACCCUUAGGACCAUCCAUAUCCGAUGAGCUCUACAGCGGCUGCCUCCGCUAUGCCAGUGGCUGUGGCGGCCUCCAAGAAGGAGUCACCAGGUAGAUGGGGCCUCGGAGAGGAUCCAACAGGUGUGGGCCCCUCGCUCCAGUGCCGAGUGUGUGGGGACAGCAGCAGCGGGAAACAUUAUGGCAUCUAUGCCUGCAAUGGCUGCAGUGGCUUCUUCAAGAGGAGUGUGAGACGGAGGCUCAUCUACAGGUGCCAAGUUGGGGCAGGAAUGUGCCCAGUGGAUAAGGCCCAUCGCAACCAGUGCCAGGCAUGCCGGCUGAAGAAGUGCUUACAGGCAGGCAUGAACCAAGAUGCUGUGCAGAAUGAGCGCCAACCUCGGAGCAUGGCUCAGGUCCACCUGGAUGCCAUGGAAACGGGCAGUGAUCCCCGAUCAGAACCGGUGGUGGCCUCCCCUGCCCUGGCAGGGCCCAGUCCCCGGGGCCCCACGUCUGUGUCUGCAUCCAGAGCCAUGGGCCACCACUUUAUGGCCAGCCUCAUCACCGCUGAAACUUGUGCUAAGCUGGAGCCAGAGGACGCCGAAGAGAAUAUUGAUGUCACCAGCAAUGAUCCUGAGUUCCCCGCAUCCCCCUGCAGUCUGGAUGGCAUCCAUGAGACAUCAGCUCGCCUGCUCUUCAUGGCUGUCAAAUGGGCCAAAAACCUGCCUGUGUUUUCCAACCUGCCUUUUCGCGACCAGGUGAUCUUGCUGGAAGAGGCAUGGAAUGAGCUUUUCCUUCUUGGAGCCAUUCAGUGGUCUCUGCCCCUGGACAGCUGCCCACUGCUGGCACCACCCGAGGCGUCUGGCAGCUCUCAGGGCAGGCUGGCCUUGGCCAGUGCAGAGACACGCUUCCUGCAGGAAACCAUCUCCCGGUUCCGAGCUCUCACAGUGGAUCCCACAGAGUUUGCCUGCCUGAAGGCCCUGGUCCUCUUCAAACCCGAAACACGAGGCCUGAAGGAUCCUGAGCACGUGGAGGCUUUGCAGGACCAGUCCCAGGUGAUGCUAAGCCAGCAUAGCAAGGCUCACCACCCUAGCCAGCCUGUGAGGUUUGGGAAAUUGCUCCUCCUGCUCCCAUCUUUGAGGUUUCUCACAGCCGAGCGAAUCGAGCUUCUCUUCUUCAGAAAGACCAUAGGGAACACUCCGAUGGAGAAGCUUCUGUGUGACAUGUUCAAAAACUAGUGGGAGUGCCAAGUGUUCACAGGCACUGGGGCGAGCAGCACAUCUUAGAAGCUAAAUAGUUCCCUGCCUUUCUCAGCCAGUAAUUCCACAUGCAGGUAUUGAUACCUAGCAGAAAUUUCUCCCAAAAUAUAUUAUUGGCAGAUUCAUUGCCAUCCUAAUCUUAAUACCCCUAAGUCUGCUUGGACAGUAGAAUGCAUGGAUGUAUUGUUAUAUUCAUAGGAGAAACAACUGUGGCAAAAAAUGAAAUAAAAAAUAAAAAUGAACAGUGGGUCCACGAGACAUGGAGACAUUUCAUAAGCUGGAAGUUGAACAAAAGCCAGUCAUGUUUAUCCUGUGUUCAAGACCAGAAGCAGGGAGGGGAAGGGAGGAAGGUGGGAAUGAAAAGAAAAGGAAAUGAGAAAAGAAAAAAAAAAACCAGAAUAGACUGAUAAAGAGAAAGCUAGAAGUCAACUCUGGGUGGGUAGGGGGACAGAAGAGGGGAAAUAGCCUCCUGCACUGCGAGUGCCCUUUAUUUGGAUCCGGAUGAUAAGUUGAUAGUCAUUAAAACUCAUUGAGCACUUAAAAUCCAUGCACUUUGCUGUAUUUUAUUUGACCUUAGUUAAAAUAAAACCAGAAAACUGUG
Messenger RNA from Mus pahari (shrew mouse), 1992 nucleotides. It is a transcript of the gene Nr2e3, whose product is annotated as nuclear receptor subfamily 2 group E member 3. Gene Ontology annotation, biological process: negative regulation of transcription by RNA polymerase II; anatomical structure development; positive regulation of transcription by RNA polymerase II. The record is from RefSeq and is a predicted model, not a curated record. The coding region runs from base 183 to 1370 and encodes 395 amino acids. NCBI's taxonomy places the organism in Eukaryota, Metazoa, Chordata, Mammalia, Rodentia, Muridae. Gene Ontology annotation, molecular function: zinc ion binding; nuclear receptor activity; RNA polymerase II cis-regulatory region sequence-specific DNA binding. The transcript has 8 exons.